Messenger RNA from Cottoperca gobio, 1370 nucleotides. It is a transcript of the gene cyb5r2, whose product is annotated as cytochrome b5 reductase 2. The record is from RefSeq and is a predicted model, not a curated record. The transcript is spliced from 9 exons. Gene Ontology annotation, molecular function: FAD binding; oxidoreductase activity. Gene Ontology annotation, cellular component: mitochondrion. NCBI's taxonomy places the organism in Eukaryota, Metazoa, Chordata, Actinopteri, Perciformes, Bovichtidae.
CAUGUUGAAACUAUGGAUCAGAGCUUGACGAUCCCACUGCUGACGGCUGCUUCUGUGGUACUAGUGACCGUGCUGUACUUCCUCCUGGGAGGCUCUGCAGGAGAGAAGAAGAAUAAUCUGCCAGUCACUCUGCAGGAUCCUACUGUCAAAUAUGCCCUUCCCCUUAUACACAAACAGGAAAUCAGCCAUGACACAAAGAAACUUCGAUUUGGCCUUCCAUCUCCAACUCAUAUCCUUGGACUGCCAGUCGGUCAGCAUGUGUACCUGUCAGCCAAGGUAAACAGCAGUCUGGUGGUCAGAGCCUACACACCAGUGUCCAGUGAUGAGUACCAGGGAUAUGUGGACCUUGUGGUCAAGGUGUACUACAAGAACAACCAUUCCUCGUUCCCGGAGGGAGGGAAGAUGUCUCAGUACCUGGACAACAUGUCUAUUGGAGACAGCGUUGACUUCUGAGGACCCAAUGGACUGCUCCUGUAUAAGGGAAACGGUCACUUUUCCAUCCGACCAGACAAGAAGUCAGAGCCUAAAGUUCGGAAGUUUAAACAAGUUGGAAUGAUCGCUGGGGGAACAGGCAUCACCCCUAUGCUGCAGUUAAUCCGCAGCAUCACAGCAGACCCCAAUGACAACACCAAGUGCUGCUUCAUAUUUGCCAACCAGACUGAGAAAGAUAUCCUUCUGUGUGAGGAGCUGGAGGAGGUGAAGAAGAACCAGUUCGAUAAAGUUAAGGUCUGGUUCACACUGGACAAACCUCCGCACGAUUGGAGCUACGGUUCAGGGUUUGUGACCAAUGACAUGAUCAGGGAGCACCUCCCUGCUCCGUCUGCUGAUGUCCUGUGCGGUCCACCACCGAUGAUCCAAAACGCCUGUCUUCCAAAUCUGGACAAGCUGGGACACAGAACAGAAAACAUUUUUGCAUACUAGUGUUCUGAAUGACUACAACACUUGUUUAUUGUAAUUAUCACUAUUCACUAUCACUAAACCAAAAAUCACUGUAUGAAUAUUGUUUAUGGUCUAACUAUGUCAUGUUUUUCAUUUAAGCAUGUGUGAUUUUGAUGUAAAUGACACAACUGAAAUGAAACAACUACUACAAACCUGUAGCAUUUUAAAACUGGUACAUAAAUGCCAUAAAAAUGACCUAGUAACAUCAAUGUGAAAACUUCUAUGGACUCAGGUGUACUUUUACAAACAGUAUUUAAUCAAACUUCCUAUCUGUGACUGUGUCAUCAAAAAGAAAUCUCUGAAUUCAUGUGAAAUAAAAAAAUGACAGUGUUUGAUUGUAAUUAUAAUACUUCAUAGAUCAAAGCACUGAUUUAUUGCAGUUCUGCAGUUUUUAAAUGUUCUGACUAUUCCAUAAUCUAUUGUAUACCUAA